This is a messenger RNA of Symbiodinium pilosum, 1128 nucleotides long. The record is from the annotation of a GenBank genome assembly. NCBI's taxonomy places the organism in Eukaryota, Dinophyceae, Suessiales, Symbiodiniaceae.
AUGGAGUGGGAAGUCAUUGGUGGUGCUGAUAAAGGCGGCAUCCUCGUGCGGGAAGGGCAGGCCUUGACUUCAAAGGCCUGUGAUGAUCGCCUUUCCACUGGUGCUUCCAUCAAAGAGCUCCAGCUGGCUGGCGACAGGCUUUGCUACGAGCUGCUGACAGGCACUGGCCCCAAAACGGGCUGGGUUAGCGUCAAGAUCAGCGGCAAGGAGCUCGUGGCCCGAAAGGCCGCUCCCGUGGAGGCCGUGAAAAUGCCCGACUUUGAGCCGCUCGAUGAGAACUACCCGUCCAUGAAGAAGGGUGCAUCUCCCACCGGCAAGACGCCUUGGUUGAAGAUGCUUGGGAAGACCAAUCCAGAUGCCAAGGGGCGUUUGAUAAUAUUCUCCUGGACGGGCAACAGGGGCGGGCAAGGCUCUGCCCACAACUUUAUGAAGCCGGCAUCGCCUUCUUGGGCAGAGCAUCUGAAGAGCUUCCAGCAAUACGAGGUGAACUAUCCAGGUCGAGGCACCCGCGUCAAGGACCCUCUGUACGAGGACCCCGCAAAGUAUGUGCAGGAUAUAGCCGCCGCUUUGCAGGAAGCUUUGAAGGAUGGCUUGCCUUUCGUACUGCUUGGCUUCUCCUUCGGCUCGAUUCUGGCCAUGGAAGUUGCCAGGUUGCUGCAGGCAAAGGACAUGGGUCCUUUGGCUGUUGUGGCGGUGAGCGCAGAGGCACCGCAGUGGCCGGGCCGAUCACGUCUGGGCUUGGCCAGUUUGGGCGAGGCAAAGUUUGAGCAGAUGCUGAAAGACAAGGGCGGGACCGAGUUCAUUUUGCAAGAUCCGGGCAUGAAGAAGAUGUUUGUGCCGGUCAUCACGGCCGACUGCAAACUAGAAGAGAACUACAGAUUUGAUACUUCAGCUGGACCGCUGAAGUGUCCCCUGCUAGUCUACUACGGCAAGAAAGAAGGACAUGAUAAGAUGAAGACAGUCAUCGAUUCUGGAUCGGUCGAACCCUGGAUGGAGCUCACAGCUUGUCCCAAGCUUUCAAAAGUUCAAGUUCUCGACAGCGAUUGGUAUGUCUUUCAAGAGGCUGGUGCGACUGAAGCAGUAGCAGCCGGGGUGCUGGAUUUGUGUAAAGGUAGGUUGGAAGGCUAG